This is a messenger RNA of Ectocarpus siliculosus, 3495 nucleotides long. NCBI's taxonomy places the organism in Eukaryota, Phaeophyceae, Ectocarpales, Ectocarpaceae. The record is from the annotation of a GenBank genome assembly.
AUGCCGCCGCGAAGAGUCCCCGGCUUGGGGCAGCGGGCGCGGGGUCGCCUGGUGUGCCUAGCGGUGGUGGUUCUGGCUGCCGCUGGCAUCUCAACUUACAAAGCAAUCGGUGGCGGAGGCAGUAGAAGCGGCGCACACACGGCGGCAGACGCACCGCAGGCUGCUAUUAUCGAAGGAGGAAAAGAAGCAAUUGGUGGCGGCGUGAGAGGAAAUGAGGGCCAGCCUAACAAGGGCGGGGGCGGCGCCGAGCCCGUAGUCCCAGACGGGGGAGAUGCAGCUGGCGCAGGCGAACCCCCCAUAAAGAAAAACCCAGCAGAAGGAGAGGUGGCGGCGGGGCUGCCGACGAAAAAAGGAAAGGUCGAGGUUUUUGAGGAAACGGAGGACGGGGGUUUCCUCCCGAAGGUGGGACAGAUUAGAGUUAAGACAUCGGAAUCGUUGGACUUUUCGACUGAGGACACUGUGCCGGGCUCCAUGUGGCUUCCCAUCGCGCUGCGCGACGUGGCAACGGGGGACCCGUGGGUAACCAUGUGCCUCAUCGACUACGAGCACUACCAGAAAUCGAUGGCGGACGAGGGAAGGGCGCCGCUGCCUCCGAAGGGGUUCAUCUACCACGAGACGCGCUGCGGCUCAACCCUUGUGGCGAACAUGCUGGCCACGCUAGCUCCCAGCCGCGUCUUCUCCGAAUCUAAGCCGCCCACACAGACAAUCCGUGAGUGCCUGACGGCGGGGUGCGAUCGGCACCUCCUGGUGAAGAUGUUCCGCAACACGAUGGCGUUAAUGGGCAGGAGAAGAAACGGGGAGCAGCACGAGCACCUCUACUUCAAGUUCCAGAACUCGAAGCAAAUCUCCGAGGCCUACCCCGAGGUUCCCUGGGUCUUCGUCUUCCGUGACCCCGUGGAGGUGAUGGUUUCCAACCUCAAGUCCUACGCCGGGGCCCCGUGCGUCCGCAUCCCCAGGCAAGAGAAGCUGAGGAAGCAGGCCAGCAGGAAGUUUAAGAAGCUUGGAGGGGGGGGAGAACCCGCGAUGUUGAAGUCGAAGGCUGCGCGGGACGCCGCCGCUCUGCAGAAGACGAGGCCGAAGUUCGGGCGGGGGCGGGGGCGGGGGAGUGAGCCCUGGGGGCGCGAGCCUGAGGGGGUACGCGGAGGGGGAAAGAGGUCGCGGAGUCUUGUCGAAGCGGCGGUGGUGCUCGGCGGAAGUGCACCAGGGGAGGGAGUGACGGCGACUGCGAAUGGGGUAGCGGCGGGGGGUGGGGGUGGGGGCGAUGAUGCCUUCUCCGAACGUGACACGGGCGUCGUCGUAUGGGAGGAGGAGGAGGAGGAAGAGGAAGUGGAGGACGGGGACAGCGACUUCUACGCCAGCGUUUCUUGGAGCGGUGGCAUCAGCGGGGGUAUCGAGUCGUCGGAUUUGCCGUUGUAUCCGGCGGCAUAUUCUUCUGCUGCCCUCUUUGAACCGUCGCCUUGGGAAUCCGCCGCCUUCGGUGCGGACGAAAGGCGACGAUCGCUCGCAACCAAGAAAACGGGGCAAAUGCUGACCAUGAACAUGACCAUGGAGUGCGCUAAUUGGCUGCAGGCCAUGUGCGCCUUCGCGCUGGCGGCGGAGAAGGAAACACCGUCCAAGGCCCUUUUCGUGGACUACGCCAACCUGCCGGAUGCGGUCCCGGAGUACGUUUUCCCGCAGCAUUUCGGCAUGGAGGCAGAGGUGGCAGAGACCGUGCCGGACUGGAAAGACCGCAUGUUCGAGGCGGCGGGAUCGUACUCGAAAGGCCUUGGGAAGAGGACUAAGGAGUUCACCAACGAUGUCAAGGAAAAACACAAGGACGCUUCACCGCUGAUCGUGGAGGCGUCGGAGAAGGACGGUGGGCUGUACGAAGUGUAUCGCUCUCUUGAAGUCAUGCAGUCCUGGCGUAGACCAGACUCAGAAGAAGCGCAUCAUUAGUAGCUUGGCCCCCGCGUGAAGCAAUCAACUAUACAGCAGUAGACCAUGCCUUGUGUGCCUUGUGUGUAGCGUGUUUGUUUGCCAUUGAUUCCGUCAGGGAGGGGCGGGGUUGGCGUCUGCUGGGCCUACCGAGCGGGGUUUUCCACUCGAACCGACGAUUGUUGGGUGUGUUGGGAGGGCCUUGGGUCUUGAUUGCGGAAAGUUUUCGGUGCAGAUUCGGUGCAGAUUGGCUCAUUCAUGUAGUGGGAUGACAUGCCGGGAGUUCGACCCCCGGCAGGUUGUUCUUUUUUCCCACCCCAUGCACAGCGGAAGUAAGCACAAUAUGCCGAACACCCUUAGCAGGAUGCCGCGCGCCCUUCAUGCGACUCGCCGAAUACCUCACGGUGCUUCGUGCUUGGUGAUGUGAGAGCCUGGUCCGGUGAGAACCCGGCGUGCUCCGUCCCGGCUUUGUAGGGAUGCGAGGUCAAUGGUCCAUCGACUACGGCAUGCACGACCAUAAGUACACCCAGGCACAGCGGGGGUUUCCCAAAGUCCGUGUUGGCUGUGGUUACACCCGGGGACAGAGGGCGUGGCGGUGGAGCGUUCAAGGGCAAACACGCGACGAGAAGAGGGGGGUAGACACCAAGCGUUCGUCUACCGCCGCGUUUUACGACCUGUGAUGAGGAUGUUGGUUGUGUUCUGCCUAUCUUGGGACGAGGUUUGUGUUGUGUUGUGUUGGCGGCACAGUAGAGAGGCUUGGGACUAGCGGACAACACUCGCUUAAGUUUGGUUUUCUCGUAAAUAUGCGGACUUGAAACCGUGGCCGGUACUACUGUAUUUCUGUGCUCCCUUGUCGGGGACGCGUCUUGUACAGCGCACUCCUGAUGUGUUGGUUUUGGUCCUUGAGUCUGGGAUGGCUGUAGCUGUUGCCUUAAACGUGCUGCACAGCUGUCCGUCGAAUGUCCCGUAUAUAUGUAUGUAUGGAGUCCACGAUAGGCAGUUUGUUUCCUGACUGCGUGUGCAUUAUGCGUUGCGCAAUCAGGCAGCUGCAGCUACGAAAGUUUCGGGUGUAGACAGCAGUUCCAUCGGAGGUUGGCGUAGAUGAUAAGGUGUGCGUGUUUUGGUUCAGGUUGGGUGCAUUUGCGAACAAGCUACAUAUGCAUACGUACCUAUUAGUAGAUCUGCAUAUUCCAAUGUAAGCGUAUUUCCUGGGCUCAUGAGGUGUGCUUUGCGUUGCACAGAGUGGUACGAGGUGUACAAGUUGCAUGAGAGUACAAUCGGUAUUUCCCUACAAUUGUUUUUUCGGGAGUGGGAAACGUAGCUCCUCGUUACAAGCAGUAGCAAUCGGGUGGUGAUCGAGUGUGUGUGUGUGUGUUUUUUUUUUUUGCAUUUGUUGUGGGCCCCAGUUUACUCUUGUCUUCUCGCAAGAGUACACUUUUUCUGGACACAGGCCACCCCCCGGCGACGGCAAAGUUCUUUUUGGUUUAAUAUGAACUAGUAUUUUAUGUAGGAAUUAGUAUACGGGGGUUCGUUCACGAAAAUAAGAUCGUUACCACGGUGCCCCUAUGAAAAGUAUUUAUC